Messenger RNA from Capsaspora owczarzaki ATCC 30864, 592 nucleotides. Its product is annotated as membrane protein. The coding region runs from base 36 to 398 and encodes 120 amino acids. The transcript has a single exon. Lineage: Eukaryota; Filasterea; Ministeriida; Capsasporidae. The record is from RefSeq and is a predicted model, not a curated record.
AAAAUGCUCCACUCUUUCUGUUGAUUGUUUUGAAAAUGGCUUCCACGCUGACCUUCAACAAGUUCUACCCGUUCUACCAGUCGCAGCACCGCGACCCCGUGUGCCGCCUGCUGCAUGUGAUUGGCACCACGAUCGUUGUGAGCAUUGUGGCUGCGGCCAUUGCGACUGCCAACGCGCGCCUGCUCCUGUUCACGCCGCUGGUCGGCUACGGGUUUGCUUGGGUCGGCCACUUUUUCUUUGAGCGCAACAAGCCAGCGACCUUCAAGCACCCCUUCUACUCGCUCAUGGGCGACUUUGUCAUGUGGUUUAACAUCAUCCGCGGCGAGGAGACCAUCUCAUCGCCCUACGUCAAGCGCAACGGCAACUCCAAUCUCAAGACAACUCGGCCGUCUCAGUGACGAGAGUUCAAUUGGCCUGCUUUCCCGCUCUGUGAAUGCGAUCAAAUCACAACCUGAUGUGUGUCUCAAGUGCAUUGCAAUAUACACAGACCAACUCAAAAUGAAAUGCGCUGCAACGACUACAAAACAAUCAACAGAAAAGAAAGAAAAAAAAAAAGAGAUCAAUCAUUCACAUUUCUUCACAUUGAAUGGAC